UAUUGCACAUAGGAUAUAUCUUUCAAGCAGUUUAUAUUUAUUUAUAUGAAUAGAAUUGCAUUUUUUUUUUUUACAACACUAGUAUGCAAUUUGUAAAUUAUCUUUAUACACAGAAUAGCUGAGUGACCAAAUUUGCAUGUGGCAUAGUGCAUCUUUCAGUGCAAAGUGCUCCACUUCAAUUAAUUUCCUGUGUGAUGAAUGCAUUGGGACUAUUAUCAAUAUCAACCGCUGUUAACUCUCUCUUGACUUACAUUUUGCUUAAACUACAAAUAUUUUUUAAAUUUUGAAAUUAAAAAGAUUAUCUCCAAUUUAAGCAGGCACUUUAGUAGGGUCAUGUUGAAAUGCUUAUCUUUGAACAAUACAUACUUUUUUUGCAUACCAUUUUUGACAAAUAUUUAGUAUUAUACAUUGCAUACUUUGCAGUGUGCAGUAUUUUAGAGUUCUGAACAUGGCCUUGCAGACAUGACAUGUAUCUUUAUUGCUUUUGGUUUGGACCAAAUGUUCCAAGACACUUUCGACCAACUCAAAGCCUCCUCUGUUUGCGAGAGCAGCUGAAAAUGAUUGGGUUUGUACCAUGAGAGGUGCUUGGUUCUUUGAUUUAUGUUCUUACAUUUUUACAGGGCCUGAGUUCUGGAAAAAUCUAUGAACGCUAUUGUAGCAGCUGGUCUGUUUUAGACCGUCUGGAAAUGGCAUUGUGUAAGCUUAGCAGCCGCCCCUCCUCUCCUUUUGAAUGUGUGCCAUUGUUUUUGGAAAAGCGUGAGCAAGUUCAGGUAAAGGAAGUGUGAUAUGAGAAGUUCUCCGGUCUUUAAAGGAUGUCAUGCGUACAUUGUGCAGUUAUGUGUGCAUAUUUUGUUGUGGCAGAGUUUCUCACGUCUUGUUUUGCUUGCAUCACUGAAUGUAAAGUUUGUGUGGUGUGUGCAUGCAGACUGUGCACUCCAUGUGCGUUCUUCAGAGAAGGUCCAAAAGUAUUGAUUAUCUUUGCCAUUUAUAGGCAUGCAGCAAUCUUGAAUAGCCCAUUGGCUCCUUAUUCGACCUGUGUUUAUCUCCUCCGACAGGCACACACGUGCUUGUAAGUGGAGCCCUCCUGUCCCAGCCAAUCACAGCUGCUUAGGUGAAGUUCUGGAGGGUGUCAGUCAGACCAAUAUAACCACGUGCUGUGCUGGAGACAGUGUACAUACUAUCCUCUGUAAUGGAAUACAGUGCACAUGUCAGAGCAGAGGAAUUUACAAUGCAUUGACUUGUCGAAUAGCUUGGAAACAUUGAGGCUGGAGUCCUGACCCUUCUGUUUGGAGACAUCGCUCGUGCUGGUGGGAGGAGCCUAAUGCCUCAGAAAUGUGAAACUAUCAGUUACUGCAGCCCCACCCCUUACCGGGAGCCACGGUUACGAGCCUCCAGUCCGCCAUCAGUCUGGAGGUUUACCACCAUGCACCCCAAGCCAUACCCCAAACCACAAGAUAAAGAGAUGCGUCGGGAAUCUGUGCAUGAUGGAACUAGAGGCCUCCAUGCCGACCAGCAGGGAGUGCUCAGGAAAGAGUGGGGCUUUCGCCAGGAGUGUGGGCUCUUGGGCUCAUCUGGCAACGGCACAGCCAACCGGUGUCCCCUCAGUGUCAUCUCCACCAACACCCUCCGAUGUAGCAGUGGGAGUAAUGGACAAACUAGAGUUAGUUGGGCUCACAAGAGCAGAGCAUCCUCUGUCACAACAUUUACCAGUUCUUUAGUUCUGCUCUCACCUUUGACUGGUUUGGAGAAUGAAGGCUCAUUUAGGAUCUACCAAGGAGAAGAUGCAGAAGGGUUUUUGGAUAUAUGGGCUGUCAUUAAACCUGGGAACACAAAAGAGAAAAUCGCCAUUUUUGCAUCUCAGAAGUGUGGCAGUACUUGCAGUGGUGUUAUUGACAACACCUCAGAAAAAGAAGCCAUUGCCCCAGAGCUGCGGACUGUUUCUGUGAAAAACAAAGGAUGUUGGGAUGGUGACUGGUCUGUGGCUAAGCGCAGGAGAAGGUCUGGAAACCCAGACAAGUCAAAAAGUAUGGAACCUUCUUCUCCAAAAACUGAAAUGCCUAAAGUAUCUCAACAGGAGACCCUCAAUGAGAAUGUCAGUCCUUGCAAAGGAGUUGCUGAGGAUGCAGUCAGGACAGAGGGAGAAGAUGAAAAGAUGCUUUCUGUGGUGGAGAUGGUGGCAUACUUGGAGCAAAGAGCCAGCGACCAACAGGUGAGCUCCAAAGUCCCAUUCUUACGCAGCACCAGCACCAUCACUUUGUCUAAAGUUGGAACCAUCCCUCAGCCUGCAGAGCAGCAGUCCAAGGUUGCAGAAAAGCUGGAGGUCCAGGAAGAGGAAGGCGAGUCUGUUCGGGUUCUGGAUAUGGUGGCCAAGAUGGAGUCGCAAUGCCUGACUAGACAAAGCCUCCGAGAAGGUGGAGGAGACCUUUCUCGAAACAGCAGCUUACGGAGGAAGGUGGGGCGUGUGCUUCUGGCUGGGUCAGAACCUUACUCGCUGCUGUCACAACCAGUGUCACCUUCUGUCUCUCAGGACUGUAGAGUUGAAAGGGUCCCACUGGAUAGUGAUUUAAACAAACUGAGUUCCCCACCAAUGACCCUUGAGCCGAUAGAGACCUUGCAGUGUGGGAUUGACAGCUGUGCCCUAAAGGAGAAACAAAGUUCUUGUAUCUCAAGACAAGAAACUAGCACAGCUGCUGAGACCGUGCAGUUUUCACCAAAGGAUGCCAGCUCAGAGUGCAGUGAGGAACCGAUACCAGGCAAUUUGUUCUUUGCCAAAUCUUCACCUCAGCCUCCGAAGAAGCAGCAACUGCCCUUCUCAUCAAAGAGCAGAUUGCAAAACCAAGAGCCUUCUCACAUCCAGUACCUUGAGUCUUCUGUCGACACUUCAGUGUCUUUCAGAGAGGAGAGCAGGGAUGGACUUGUGGGUGUCCAAAAUCAUCCAAACUUAGAAGAGACCAAGGGAGGGGGGACUUGCUUAGUUAGUCAGGAGCCUGUACCUAUUCCAUUACGCCGCGUGGUGUCUCAUGAAUUUCUAGAAGCUCGCUUCAAGAUCCAGCUGCUUUUGGAGCCUCAGCAGUACAUGGCUUUCCUGCCGCACCACAUCAUUGUAAAGAUCUUCUGCUUGCUGCCUACUGAGAGUCUGGCUGCCCUCAAGUGCACCUGCCAUUACUUUAAAUUUAUCAUUGAGAGUUACGACAUACGGCCGGCAGACUCUCGUUGGGUGAGUGAUCCACGCUACAAAGAUGAUCCCUGCAAGCAGUGCAAAAAGCGGUAUGAACGAGGUGAUGUUUCUCUCUGCCGUUGGCAUCAUAAGCCCUACUGCCAGGCACUACCAUAUGGCCCAGGCUACUGGAUGUGCUGCCGCAGAUCUCACAAAGACACACCUGGUUGCAAUGUAGGACUUCAUGACAACCGCUGGGUCCCUGCCUUUCAUAGCAUCAACAUGCCAAUUUACAAGAAAAACAGGGAUACUGAUGAGGAUUUGUAAAGUGCAAGAAAGAUGACUGCAGUGAGGGUUUUAUUUCUGAGGUCUGUGUAUAUGUGUGAUUUAACUAGUGUGAGUAGGCUGUUUGUUUCCAGUGCCUAUGUGUUGCCAAUGAGCAUGUGCGCUUUUGAUGUAUAGUGCUUACUUCCAGGUUGCUGAAACCUAAUAAGAGAUUGCUGGGUCUUUGAGCUUCUACUCUGCCAACCAGUCACCAAUUCUCCUGUCGAAAACCUUUCUCAGGUCCUUAUUGUUGGUCUGCACUUUAACCUUUAGAUUGAAUUUUGCAGAGUUCUAUCUGGGUACUGCUUGAUGAUUUUUACUUCGAGUAAGCAUUACUGACUAACUUUAAUUUUUUUUUCAAUCCACCCACCAUUCUUUUUCUGUAACACACCUUGACUAUUUCCUGCACUGAAUUUGACUCGGCCUAAUAUUGAAAAAUUUUGAGCAUUGCAGUUCUGUUUAUCUCCCAGUGUACUUGUAUGCAUGAUUAACUCAUUGGCCAUAAGGGAAUCUUUAAACAAGGGCACAAUGAGUAAUUGAUACAUUUGCUCCAUUUCCCUAUCUUCCAUUAUCACCUCUUUGUACCGUUAAAAAUUCCUUGGAUACUAGGUGGCGAAAUGACUUCGUGACUUUCUGAGAUUAUUCUGAGCCCAGAUGUUUACAUUGUACAUAGAAAAGAAUCCUAUAUAUCAUAACAUGGUGAUGAAUGAUGGCACGAGUGUGGUGUGAAAUGCAUUUAAUCUUAAUAUGGGGUAAAAUGCCUUUUUUUUUUUUAUGCUAACUUUUUUGUUGUGUAUAUAGAUAUCUAUAUGGAAUGGACGCUCUUGUUCUGCAGUAGGAGUCUUAUUAUAAAACGUGUGUGUAUGUGAAUACACAACCGUAUGUGAACGGAGUGCAUAUUCUUCUCCGAUUUUAAGUAUUGAAAUCUCCCUUGUUUGAUGUGUUGUUUUUUGACAGAAAACAUUUGAAUGUGGGAAGAGAGUUUCUUCAUCUUGACAGUGACUAACUGAACACCAUCUGAAAAAAGAAAAAAAUAUUGCAAUAUACUGUUUUCCAAAGAGUGUCAGAUUUUAAAAAAUUGUUAAUGACAUUGCUGUGCUCUGCCUGUUAAGGCAUUUUACUUCAAUAAAGUAUAUCUUGAAGAAUUUGUA
Carassius auratus (goldfish) is the source of this 4632-nucleotide messenger RNA. Its product is annotated as F-box only protein 34-like. Gene Ontology annotation, molecular function: protein binding. The transcript has 3 exons. Bases 1322 to 3484 code for a protein of 720 amino acids. The record is from RefSeq and is a predicted model, not a curated record. Lineage: Eukaryota; Metazoa; Chordata; Actinopteri; Cypriniformes; Cyprinidae.